UAAAAGCGAGAGCGAACCUUUUCUUUCUCUGUCAGAUAACAAGAAGCCCGGGAUUAGUUUACUUUCCUAGCGGGAUCAACAGCAUUUCCAAGAACACGCAAUUACCAAUCGUUACUUGAACCGUUAAGGCCGAGCUGCGCAUGGUCCAAAGAAAGUUGUAUACCCGGCGAAUUCGCAAAGAGGUCAUGCCAGUGAAAUCUGGAGUGACUUCGUUUGGACGCACCUCCAAACCCCCUUCAAAAAUUAUUGAGCCACCAAUCAAUCCUGUAAGAAAAGCAAGUCGUGCAAAUGUUGUUAUUCCCAAGGGCAGUGGAAUACCCCUAUGGAAAAUAACUGGAGUUCUACAAAGCAUUAUUAAUUGCAGCACUGUGGAUAUACGUGCGCUGCACAAACUUUUGUUCUAUCAAAUAACUAACAAGAAAGACGCAAUCUACAACAUUUUAGAAUUCAACGGCUUCGAAAAGCUUGCAAAAAAACUUGUCUUAAGCUCAGCGUUAGCCCAACAUAAUAUUCGAUUUAUAAAACGCAUAUGCAAGUUGUGUCUCUUACCGGCUAGAAAAAGCAAGGCAGCGCUGAUUGACAUGCUUAGCGAUUUCUUCCAUACUCCCAGCCAACCGGUGAGAAACAGAUCGACCAGACGACAUCUUUAUCUUGCACGUUUUACCGACGAACAACCAAUCAAAAGUCAGCUUUCAAUAUCCGACCAGAAGCUCAAAGGAGAAGACGUCCAUCCAGAAGAAGUUAAAGAUUACUCGCCGCCCAAAUGGGCUACUCCUGUUGUAUCCAUAGAUGCCAUUUUAAGACGUUUGAAGCUGGAGCCGGAAGACUAUACAUUAUCUUAUUACUAAAUAUGAUGUCAGUAU
Messenger RNA from Umbelopsis ramanniana AG, 863 nucleotides. RefSeq lists its product as uncharacterized. NCBI's taxonomy places the organism in Eukaryota, Fungi, Mucoromycota, Umbelopsidomycetes, Umbelopsidales, Umbelopsidaceae. The coding region runs from base 141 to 848 and encodes 235 amino acids. The transcript has 4 exons. The record is from RefSeq and is a predicted model, not a curated record.